AUGAUCGAUGCCGAAUGUCGAGUAUAUUUAUUGCCAAAUGCAAUUGGCAAAGGACGUUUAACUAUAUUUCGUGAAGCAUGCACGAAAUUUUCUCUUGAAUUUAUAACACCAUUCAAUAUUGAUAAUAUUGAAUGUAUUAUUGCUGAAGAUACACUUGAUACAAAUGUUAUUAUUGAAAAAAUUCUCCAUCUUGAUCCAUCCAAUUUACAUAUUCCACAAAUAGUUAGUACACGAUGGCUUAGUGAAUCAUUACGUGCUCAAAAAUUAUUACCACGUGAAUCAUUUAUUCGAUCUAUAGUAUCUGAAACUCCUAUGACAUCUAAUGAAGAUAAUAUUGUACAUGAUGAGAAAAUACUUCGAACAAGAUUUAAUACUGAACAGUCAAUUAUGCCAAGAAUACGUUCAAAUUCAGACAGUGAUUAUGAAGACGACGAAGAUAUCAAUAAAACGGAUGAAGAAUUAGUUACAUUAGCUCCCAAAGAAGUCACAUUUGCAAAACAUAACUGGAUAUGUCAUGAAUCAUCUGCAUUACCUGUCGAUUCUGUUACCAAUCCAAAUCAAGCUGUUAUUGAUAAACUUCAAGAAAUGGCUAAUCUAUAUCGAAAUUCUAAUGAUAAAUGGCGUGCAUUUGGUUAUCAAAAAGCAAUAAGUACUUUAAAAAAAUGUAAUAGACCAGCAACAACCUAUGAAGAACUUCGAAGAUUACCUGGUGUUGGUUCACGUUUAGCAGAAAAAAUUGUUGAAAUUAUGGAAACAGGUAGUAUGACUAAAUUAGAAGAAUAUCAGACAGAUGCUGAUAUUGCUGUCAUGGAUCUAUUUGGACAAAUUUGGGGUAGUGGACCAGCACAAGCAAAACGAUGGGUUACUCUUGGUUAUCGAACAUUGGAUGAUCUUCGAACAAAAGCAAAAUUAACACAUAAUCAAGUGAUUGGAUUAAAAUAUUGUUCGGAAUUUCUUGAACGUAUUCCAAGAGAUGAAGUUUCACAAAUUGAAAGUGUUGUUAGAGAAGCUGCCGAAUCUCUUCGACCUGGUUUACUUAUACAAACAUGUGGAUCAUAUCGACGUGGAAAGGCAACUUGUGGAGAUUGUGAUAUAUUGAUAACUCAUCGUGAUGGUGUUUCACAUGAACAUUUACUCUUUCCACUUGUUGAUAAACUAAAAGCUAGUAAUUUUCUCAUUGAUGAUCUUGUUUAUACAGAUAAACAAGAUGAAAAAUCAGAAUCAGGUUUUUCCAAAGCACAUUUUCGAUAUUUUGGUGUAUGUCGAUUGCCAGGUGAAAAUCGUCUAGCACGUCGAAUUGAUAUUAUAAUUGUUCCAUAUGUCGAACAUGCAUGUGCUUUACUUUAUUUUACUGGUUCAAUGUUAUUCAAUCGUUCCAUGCGUCAACUAGCUGAUGAAAACAAUAUGUAUUUAUCCCAACAUCGUCUUCAUGUUGGUGUUAUUCGAAUGGGAAAAAAUAUUGUGAAUGAAGGUCGAUUAGUAGCAACUCCAACUGAAGAAUCAAUUUUUCAAUAUUUAAAAUUACCCUUUCGACCACCAUCAGAACGUGAUUAUUAA
Adineta steineri is the source of this 1557-nucleotide messenger RNA. The record is from the annotation of a GenBank genome assembly. NCBI's taxonomy places the organism in Eukaryota, Metazoa, Rotifera, Eurotatoria, Adinetida, Adinetidae.